Molecule: messenger RNA, 1449 nt
Organism: Rosa rugosa (rugosa rose)
Lineage: Eukaryota; Viridiplantae; Streptophyta; Magnoliopsida; Rosales; Rosaceae
Product: ataxin-3 homolog
Exons: 2
Coding region: 176-1192 (338 amino acids)
Biological process (GO): protein deubiquitination
Cellular component (GO): nucleus
Molecular function (GO): cysteine-type deubiquitinase activity
Source: RefSeq, a predicted model, not a curated record
CACUAAAACAGAGAGAAAGAAAGAAAGAAAAAGGCGAGAGAGAGAGAUAGAGAAUCAUAUCUUCAAACUCAAAAUCAAAUCCACCAAAACAGAAUAAUCUCUAGGGUUUUCUUCUUCUUCCAAUCUUUCUCUCAGAAACAAACCCACAGAGUGAGAGAGAGAGAGAGAGAGAGAGAUGGAAGGGUCGAGCAACGGAGGGAUGCUGUACCACGAGGUACAGGAGUCGAAGCUGUGCGCCGUGCAUUGCGUCAACACGGCGCUGCAGGGUCCCUUCUUCUCCGAAUUCGAUUUGGCCGCCCUCGCCUCCGAUCUCGAUCGCAAGGAGCGCCAGAUGAUGCAGCUCAACCUCCAAGCCGGAGCCAACGCCGCCGCCGGCGAUUUCCUCUCCGAGGAGUCCCACAACGUCUCCCUCGACGGCGAUUUCAGUAUCCAGGUACUUCAAAAGGCUUUAGAGGUUUGGGAUCUGCAGGUCAUCCCCCUUGAUUCUCCAGUUGCAGAGCCAGCUCAGAUCGAUCCUGAGCUGGAAAAUGGGUUUAUCUGUCAUUUACAUGAUCAUUGGUUCUGUAUCAGGAAAGUGAAUGGGGAGUGGUAUAAUUUUGACAGUCUGUAUGCAGCCCCACUUCACCUUUCAAAGUUUUACCUCUCGGCCUAUUUGGACACGCUAAAGGGCUCUGGUUGGAGCAUUUUCCUGGUGAGAGGAAACUUCCCAAAAGAGUGUCCCAUCUCAUCCUCAGAAGCUUCCAACGGGUAUGGGCAGUGGCUUUCACCUGAAGAUGCCGACCGAAUAACUAAAUCCUGCAACUCCACAAAUGCUCCACGCCAGACUCAGAGAACAAAUCCUCGACAACCUUCAGACCAAUUCCUAUCUACCGAGGAAGCAGAGCUGCUAUCAGAGAUGGAAGACGAGGACAUGAAGGCUGCAAUAGCUGCCAGUCUUAUGGAUUCUUCCCCACCCGUGGUCAAUGCCGGAGCUAGCAACGUGGUCAAUGCCGGAGCUAGCAAUGUGGCCAAUGCCGGAGAUAGCAACGUGGUCAAUGCCAAUGCCGGAGCUAGCAACGUGGCCAAUGCCGGAGAUAGCAACGUGGUCAAUGCUGGAGCUAGCAACGUGGCCAUUGCUGGAGCCAGCAACCCGCAGAAUGAAAGCUCAGACAGCCAAGAGAACAAGAUCAGCCAAGAGAAUAAAAUUGCUUGAGAAAAGUAAAGUACAUUUUUCAUUUUUUAGAUGUUAAUGUUUACUGGUUGAGGACAAUGAUCUAUGGAUCUCUAUGUCAGGUUAGAUAGUUGACUUGCAUCCUUGGCGCAAGGUCGUUGUUCUUUGCAGCAUAUACAGCUCCAUUAUACUGUCAACUCCAAAUUUAAACUCAAAUUGUAAAACUAGAACAAAUAAGUUUUCCAGCUUUUUUUUUUCUUUUCAUUGGAUAAUUACAGCGUUUUGAAUUUUUGGAUCAA